ACGUCGCCGCAGAAUGUGGGUGCGUCAACCUGUGUUGCGCAGGCAGGAGAUGGGCGAGUUUCGAGCUUUGAUGGCCCAGGAGCGUGAAAAUGGAAGUGCUUUUCAUAACGCAUAUCGCAUGUCACCGGAGGCCUUCGAUGAGUUGACUGUACAGCUGGAGCCUGCCCUGCGACGUCAGGACACCAACUUUCGAUUGGCCAUCACCCCAGCGGAGAAGCUAGCCCUUACCAUAAGGUACCUAGCUUCUGGCAUGUCCCAGAAAGAUGUAGCUCGCUACUUCAGGCUGGGUCGAGCUACAGUGUCCAAGGCUAUACCAGAAGUCUGCCAGGCCAUCUGGAACAUCAUUGGGCCCAUCGAGCUGCCUCCUCUGACUGAAGAAAGCUGGCUGGAAGAUGCUGCCGAGUUCGAACGGAGGUGGAACUUCCCUCAUUGUCUAGGAGCCAUUGACGGCAAGCACAUCGCCAUUCAGAAGCCGGGCCUGUCGGGCUCAGCCUUCUACAACUAUAAGGGAGGUUGCAGCGUGCUGCUGAUGGCGGUGGCCGACGCCGACUACCGCUUCAAGUAUGUCCACGUCGGCGCCUUCGGCAGGGAGCACGAUAGCACCGUGUUCAACCGUUGCGGCUUCGGCCAAAGGCUGGCUAGGAGGACGGCGUGUCGAACGACCGCCGAUAUAUCGAGGUCAACGACGUGGACCACGAUGACCGCGAUGGGAACGUGGUGCCUGGACCUUGGCGAGCGCACGGUGAGGCCAUGGGCCUGAGAGACGCGGGCCGUCUGGCCGCCAACACCUACACGCGCGCUGCUGCCAGUGCCCGCGACAAGUUCGC
Amphibalanus amphitrite is the source of this 827-nucleotide messenger RNA. RefSeq names its product protein ANTAGONIST OF LIKE HETEROCHROMATIN PROTEIN 1-like. The record is from RefSeq and is a predicted model, not a curated record. The transcript has 4 exons. NCBI's taxonomy places the organism in Eukaryota, Metazoa, Arthropoda, Thecostraca, Balanomorpha, Balanidae. The coding region runs from base 14 to 760 and encodes 248 amino acids.